Megalobrama amblycephala (Wuchang bream) is the source of this 1419-nucleotide messenger RNA. RefSeq names its product coiled-coil domain containing 113 (gene cfap263). Gene Ontology annotation, cellular component: ciliary basal body; axoneme. The transcript has 8 exons. Lineage: Eukaryota; Metazoa; Chordata; Actinopteri; Cypriniformes; Xenocyprididae. Gene Ontology annotation, biological process: cilium assembly. The coding region runs from base 67 to 1158 and encodes 363 amino acids. The record is from RefSeq and is a predicted model, not a curated record.
UAUUACCAAUAAUUUAAGGGCGAAACAAACACGCGCACGCAACCAUGGCAACGUACCAUAGCAACAAUGGCAGCUAAGACAGAGAACAGUAAAACCGACAUGGAUCAAAACCAACUUGUAGAACUUGUGAAGGACUUAAAACGCUCCAAUGCAGCGCUACAAGCAGAGAUCGAUAUGUGUGAGGGAUAUGUGGAGACUUUUUUCGAAACAGUAUCAGAGAUGGAAAUGGCAACGAGUCCAGGAAGGAAAACUAAAGUGCGCACUCCAGAGCGACAACAGUUCCUGACACUGGAACAGAAAUGCAGUGUCGCCCAAAGCGUGCUUAAACAGAUGACUAAGGAUUUGAAGAGAGCGAAAGACCAUUCAGAAAGAGAGCUGGACAAUUACAAGGCAACUCUGGAAGAAGCUGAUAUCCACUUGGUGGAGGUUAAAAAAGAAUGCUGCCAGUUUGAUCGCGACAUCUGUAAUGCACUGCGGGACAAAAAGUGUUUGACAAUGACUGCUGACAAGGUCAUCAGAUACAUUGAGGACAAAAUAAGGGUCAAGGAGAACUUGAUCGAGAAGUUGCAUCGGAAGAAUACGGCACUCCUCGAACACAAGAAAAAACUACAGGUCAAGCUACAACAACAGGAGAAGAUGUGUGAGGGGCUGACGGUGCUGGACUUAGAGCAGCUCAAGUUGGAGAACCUCAAAACUCGUAAACGACUGGAUGAGCUAAACCUAGAACAUUCGGAUCUCAAACUGCUUGCAGCGAAUACCUUCCAGGCCUUGAAUUCUAAUAAGAAGAAGCUUCUGACCUUGAAAAACGAGUCAGAUGUGCUGAGCAGUGACAUUGCUUUACGGAUGAAGUUACUGGUUAAGAUUGAGGACGAGACCAAGCAAGCAGAGGAGGAACGAAACAAAGCAGAGGCUCUGAAUGGGAAGUUGAGGGGCCAGUUGGCCAGCUAUCACGUACCACAUGUCCUACAAUACAUCAAGGUUAAAGAUUCCCACAGCCAGCUGCAGAAAAGUGUUAAAGAAUGGGAACGCAAGGUAGAGAUUGCAGAGAUGGCAUUAAAAACAUACACAAAAUCCUGGGACAAGCUUCGGAUCGCUGCUGGAGCCAGACCGGUUCCUGCACGACAUGCAGCCAUAGAUUCUGGAUUGUAUGGGUUCUGACAUAAGAGUUACUUACGUCCUAAAUAACCUCAAUACCCAAGAAGACGCCCAUAUAUUGUGCAACUUAUGCUCAAAUGCAGCAUAAAACACAAAGAAAAUAAAUCCACAUUAAAAUUACAGACAACAGUGCAUUAUUAAUGAAAAGGUUUAUUAGUUAGUGCUGUGUAUAUUAAAUGCUACAUACAGAUAUUUCAGCAUGAAUAUCACAUCAACCGCCACAUGAACUUUUCUUACUAGCUCAUUCACAAUCUACAAUUUGGA